CUUCAAGAGGGCAUAGCUCACUCAAGAGGCUAAUUUGCUGUGCCAACAGACAAAACCAACGCGAGGAGAGGAGAAAAAAAUUUGCCGCGGCUAAAGAGCACCGCGCAAGCAGGGAAAAGGGUUGCGCGCGCCUCUAAUUAAAAGAGCGGACAAGUGUGCGGAGGAAAAAAGCAGCGGCGCGGCGAGAAAUGCAAAUCGGUCGGCGGUUCGCGGUUGCCAGGCAACGGGCGCGGGGCGGGCACCCCUGGCGCGCGAUUGGCCGGUGGUGGGCUCGGGGGCGUGGCCUCCGGAGGCCUCACGCGUGGUGGGCGCCCGCAGACUAUUCGGCCGUGCUCGCUGGCGGCGAGCGGACGCGCGUUUUACGAGUUCCACCUGGCGCUUAGCAAAGGGAUGACCCUGGUGAUGGAUUACCGCGGCGGCCUCCCCCUCGACUGGCUGGCCAGGGUGCGGUGCAACCCUCUGCUCAGGGUUGCGCCCCCGCACCCGCUACUUUUCCCGUCGCACCUGCUGCACCCUGCCUAUCGUCUGCCCCCGCACCCCCCGCUGCCCCCGGCCGGGGUGCAGGCGGUGCCGUUCGGCCUGCGUGACCGCAGCCCCUCGCCGGGCACCUCGCGCCCUGACAGCUGCUCCCCGGGCCCCAGCAGUCCCUCCAACGGUGACUGCGACGAGGCGAGCAAAAGGCGCAGGUCGCGCACCAACUUCAACAGUUGGCAGCUGGAGGAGCUGGAACGCGCCUUCCAGGCCAGCCACUACCCUGACGUCUUCAUGAGAGAGGCCCUCGCCAUGAGACUCGACCUCAAGGAGUCCAGGAUAGCCAUUCUGACCAUACAAGUAUGGUUUCAGAACCGGCGGGCAAAGUGGCGCAAGAAGGAGCACACAAAGAAGGGACCGGGCCGGCCGGCGCACAACGCGCAUCCCCAAACGUGCAGUGGCGAGCCCAUCCCUCCGGAGGAGCUGGUGCGCAAGGAACGCGAGCGCAAGGAGAAGAAAAUCAUGAAAACGUUGGAGAAGCAGCAGAAGAAGCUGGCCCUGAAGGGCAUCAAGAUGGGCCUGGAGGAGCUCCGCAAGGACUGGGAGAUGCAGAGGCGGCGUCCGCACCAGCAGAUUUCCAGCAGCCGCUCAUCGGUCACGCAAGAGGCCACCGACCUUUCGGCGACGCCACAAUUGACGACGACAACACCGACGCUGGCGCCGAAACGCUCGGCCAAUCCGUUCAGCAUUGAGAGCCUCUUGUGCAGGGUCGACUCGAACAAGACGAGACUGGUCCAGUGCAGUGACCCUGCAUGAACCUGAAACCCUUUUGAUCCCUCCCCUACUUUUGGUUUGUGUUCCAGUGCUGCCAACAUAUCACAUUUUCAAAUGAGCGGAUUAAUUUUCCAAUGAAUUCUUCUGUGUCUUGAAUGAGUUCCUCUCAUGUUCGCAAAAAUCAAAACUCAGUUCUUCCUUAUAUCAUUUGCUGGUACCUGACGAUUUUCGGCUUUUAUUCUGCGCUCCACUGUCCAAUUCAAUAAGUGUAUGUACAUAUAAUAUUUAAACACUAAACUCGUUUUAAUAAUGGUUUAAUUUCGAGUUAAUUCUCUGUGAUCAGCGCCACAUAUUUGAUAAAUAUAAUAAAAAGUUUAACUUAUCACGACCGACAACGCGUGUGAAACGACGGCAAAAUUACCAACAAACCCAUUAUUCUGGUCAGUAUUUCCCGCUUCGAUAAGAGGUGAGGAAAUCACAUUAAUUUUGUUCUAAUUAUUUCCGUUUUAUAAGGUUUAUAAAUUAUGCAAACUAAGAUGAUAUCAAAACAUGUAAAUAGAUGUGCGAAGAGAGUACGUGAAAAGUUAAUAAAUGUUAAUUUUAUUAAACAGAGAAAAGAGCA
Cloeon dipterum is the source of this 1867-nucleotide messenger RNA. Its product is annotated as homeobox protein unc-4-like. The record is from RefSeq and is a predicted model, not a curated record. Gene Ontology annotation, biological process: regulation of DNA-templated transcription. Gene Ontology annotation, molecular function: sequence-specific double-stranded DNA binding; DNA-binding transcription factor activity, RNA polymerase II-specific. NCBI's taxonomy places the organism in Eukaryota, Metazoa, Arthropoda, Insecta, Ephemeroptera, Baetidae. The transcript is spliced from 4 exons. Bases 391 to 1287 code for a protein of 298 amino acids.